Sebastes umbrosus (honeycomb rockfish) is the source of this 1784-nucleotide messenger RNA. Its product is annotated as kelch-like protein 10. The coding region runs from base 17 to 1666 and encodes 549 amino acids. Gene Ontology annotation, molecular function: protein binding. The record is from RefSeq and is a predicted model, not a curated record. The transcript is spliced from 5 exons. NCBI's taxonomy places the organism in Eukaryota, Metazoa, Chordata, Actinopteri, Perciformes, Sebastidae.
CAGUAGCAUUUGAACAAUGAGCAGUAAUAUGAUCUUUAAUAAGCUCCGUCUGAAGGGCUUGCUGUGCAACGCUGUGAUCAGAGUCGAUAGCGUUGAGUUUAAAGUCCACAGGAUCGUCCUCUGUAACUGCAGCCCAUACUUCAGACGUCUCUUCUGCGGUAAAUCAUCGAUAUCAGAGCAGCAGGUCUACAGCUUCCCCCAGGUGUCCCCCAAUAUCAUGAGCCUCAUUGUCGAAUACGCCUACACCGGUUCUGUUGUGGUGACGGAAGAGAACGCGCUGGAGCUAUUGGCGGGAGCAGACCACUUCGCCGUCAAGGGCGUCACGCAGGCAUGCUGCGUCUUCCUGGCGCAGCAUUUUAGUUUCAAAAACUGUAUCGACAUCUGGAUGAUGGCGGACUUUCACAGAUGUCCGGAUCUGAGGCUGAAGGCCUGCCUCUACAUCCUGCGUCACUUUGAGGAGGUCGCAAUAUUCUCGGUGACGUUCCUGCGGCUCUCUGUGCAGCAGCUGGCGGGUUUACUUGAGGAGGACGAGCUCAGUGUGAGGCAGGAGAGCGCCGUGUUUGAGGCCGUCCUCCGUUGGAUCGACCACGCUCCUGGGGAACGCCAGGGUCACUUGGCCACGUUGCUGAGCAAGGUGCGCCUGCUGUUAAUGCCCGGUCAGUACUUGAUUGACACUGUGAGCACGAACGCUCUGGUGUUGGCGAGUUGUCCGUGCAUGGCCAUGUUGAUCCAGGCCAUGAACACCCUGCGUGAAUCCAAUAUGGAGAGACCUCUGACCCGCCCACGCCAGCCCUCUGCUGUGCUAUUGGCAAUCGGCGGUUGGGAGAAUAAUUUCCCAACAGACAGGAUUGACUCAUACGACGUUCGAGCUGACUGCUGGGAGAGAGCGAACAACAUGGAGGAUCCUCGAGCGUUCCACGAUUGCGUCUUCCUCGGUGGAUUUCUCUACUGUGUCGGAGGCUAUGAUGGUGUUAGACAUUUAAGGACUGUACAUAAGCUCAACCUCGCCACCCAAACCUGGCAAGAGGUGCAGUCAAUGACCGUACCCCGAAGCCGUGUCAGCGUGGUCGCGCUGAACGGCUGCAUAUAUGCCAUGGGAGGCUGCAAUGGAGUCCGCAAACACAGAACUGCAGAGCGGUACCAGCCUGACGCCAACCAGUGGGAUCUGAUCGCACCAAUGCGCGAGCGCAGGAGCGACGCCGUCACCGCGAUGCUACACGGCAAGGUGUACGUUUGCGGUGGUUUGAACCCGAAUGGACCUCUGUCGACUGCUGAGUGCUACAACCCUCAGAGCCACCUUUGGAAUUUGAUCGCCCCCAUGGAAAUGGGGUUUUAUGCUGCGGGGGGCGUCGCCUACAAAGACAAAAUCUAUGUAGUUGGCGGCUACAGAGGCGGCUCACCUACGUCCAGAGUCCUCGCCUAUGACCCUCUAUCAAACCAGUGGAGCGCGGUGAAUCCCAUGAUUAACCCUCGCUUCAGCUUUGGCAUCGCGGUGUUGGAGGACCGGCUGUAUGUGGCUGGAGGGUUCAACAACGGCAACACCAUCUGUAACGUGGAGCGCUACGACGAGAACACCAACAGUUGGCAGACAGUCCGGGACAUGGAGACGCUUCGCGCCGGCUUCAGCCUCUGUGUGGUGGAGCGAAACGCUUACGCUGCUGCCUGACUGUCAUGAUUCCCUCGAUGUCUAUGAACUGGUGGAUUUAUGGUGUAUCUUCCACAUGUUUUGCCAAUUUUCAUUUGAAAUUUCAUUAAUAAGUUGCCAAUCUUUUCCUGCAAUAUGU